UUUACCGAAAUCCGCACGUUUAAUCCAAUUAAACAACAUCGAACAAAUAGCAAAUAGCAAAAAAUAAAAGAAAAAACAAGCAAAACAUCGCGAAUAACAAUGCAUUUGCCCCAAGGAGCAUUAAGCUUUCUGUUCAUCACAUGCAUGAUGUUCGCUCUGGCAGGCGGCCAUCCAUCAAGCGACAAGCUGAAGAUCCGAAUACACGUGCCGGUGAAGCACCACACACAUGUGCACACAAAGACGGUCAUUAAGAAGGUCCCGCUGCCCAUUCCGGUGCCGGUCAAGGAGCACCACCACGAGCCGAAGAAGCACCACAGCAGCCGGAGUCACCACCACCACCACCACCACGAGGACGACCAGGACGACGAUUUCGAGGGCUACGAGUACCCCAUCAAGGCCAAGCGGCGCACGCGGCAUCCCUUUGUCUAAGGCCGCAGGCAAACCACCCACUCAGCAACCCACUGAACCACCCAGCCACCCACUCAGCGGGGGAAAAUGAAAUCAAAUGAAAUACAAUUUACGCAGAUUAAGACGAAAAUAAACCAAAAUACGAGGCAGCUUGAGUACGAUACGUAAAAGAAGGCAGAAAAACACAAUCCUGGGUCUGAUUUGUCACUGUUUUUAGUGCGUAAGAGAAAUACGUAAAAUAAAAUAAAGAACCCUUAGAUGUAAGAGUAA
Drosophila biarmipes is the source of this 678-nucleotide messenger RNA. RefSeq lists its product as uncharacterized. The record is from RefSeq and is a predicted model, not a curated record. Lineage: Eukaryota; Metazoa; Arthropoda; Insecta; Diptera; Drosophilidae. The transcript has 3 exons. Bases 100 to 429 code for a protein of 109 amino acids.